CAACAAACAAGCAAACAAGCAAACCAAAGUUUGAUCAAGGAAACGGAUGAAUGGAAUGGGAAACAUAUCGUUCAAUUUGAGGAGAAAAUUCAUCCUUCAAAAUUGUGUGUUGAUUGCAAUGGAUAUAUCAUCAUAUCCUGGUUUGUCUUCAUCCGAACAAUGGCUAUUCAUGCGAAUGUGAGUCUUAUCUGAAUAAUUGUUUGGAAAUUGACAAUCAUAUCAUUGUCACAGUGGCGCUACUCACUACAGACAAUUUACAAUUUUAUAUUCUUUCAGUCCAUCCAUCUAUUCUUAUUGACUUUGUUCAGCAGUCAAUUUGUUCACCGAAAAUGUCAUGUAUCUUCAUUAUGAAAAUUGCAAUCAAUUUUCUCUCAUUCGAAGCUUAGUUUUGGUGUAUGCAUUGGUUUGAUGUAAUAAUUCUAAUGUGUUACAGAGUUAGAAGUUUAGCAAAAUGGUCGCUUUAUAUUGGUGGCUGUGAGAUGAAAACGGAAUCCUAUAAAAUGUAAACGAAACAUACGAUUCACAUCCAUUCCAUUUGUUCAAUUCGUUCAUGUUGAUGUUCACUACACACACGCACACAUAGAAAGGAAAAUGUCGCCAACAAUUAAAUUAUCACUUACCAUUGUGGUCACCUGUUAUCUUCAUCUAAUCAUCAAUAAUUAUCCAUUGAUCAAUGCAUCCGAUAUGAUGAGCGGGGCAAAUUAUUAUCCCUAUGAAUCAAAUCAAUGGCAUCUUGAUUAUUAUCCAUACGGUGGUCGUGAAUCGAAUGGAAGAUUACUCACCGAAUCCGAACAGAAUGAUAAUUUCAUCGAUUAUAACGCUGGUUUCAAUGCUGGUGGUGGUGGCCGAAAUAAACGUGGUGAUGAAACAUUCAGCACCGAUGGUGGUGGUAAAAGUAUUUCCAACAUUCGAAAACCGCUUCUUUUCAAACGAGCCACAACCAAUGUACGAAAACCACUUUUAUUCAAACGAUUCAUUGCUGAUUUCAAUAAAAUUGAUUACUCCAACAAUCAUAAACUAUUCGAUAAGAUCACUGGUGAUAAUGAUAAGGAUGAUGUUGAUGUCCAUGAUGAGCAAUUUUUUCAGCAUUUAUUCUCCAAUACCAACAAUCGUCUCGCUUAUUGAAAUUGAUCAUUCAUUUUUUUUAUGUAAAUUUGUUUCGUUCGUUUUCGUCUUUUUUUCCAAAAUUCAUUUUAUUUUAUUUUUUAUUUAUUAUCACUGAUCACUGAAACUUUAAUUGAUCGCGAUUGAUUCUUUUUUGAGUUGAAUUAAAAAAUCAUCAUUAUAUCCAUUUAAACAUUAAAUUAAUUGAAUAAAGUAUACUGAAUCUGG
Messenger RNA from Dermatophagoides farinae (American house dust mite), 1332 nucleotides. RefSeq lists its product as uncharacterized. The record is from RefSeq and is a predicted model, not a curated record. Lineage: Eukaryota; Metazoa; Arthropoda; Arachnida; Sarcoptiformes; Pyroglyphidae.